UUUUCUUCCUCUCUCUCUCUAUUUAUACAACUUCAUCCACUUACGGUCCCUACAUCAUUGAAUUCAUCCAUUUCUCUCUCUCUCAAUUUCUCAACCAAAAUCCAAAAUCCAAACUCCAAUCAUGGGAAGAACACCAUGCUGUGAAAAAGAUGGUCUCAAGAAAGGCCCAUGGACUCCAGAAGAAGACCAGAAACUGAUUGAUUACAUUCAGAAACAUGGCUAUGGAAACUGGAGAACCCUCCCCAAGAAUGCAGGUCUUCAGCGAUGUGGAAAGAGCUGUCGUCUUCGAUGGACUAACUAUUUGAGGCCGGAUAUUAAGAGAGGAAGAUUUUCUUUUGAGGAGGAGGAGACCAUUAUUCAGUUGCAUAGCAUUUUGGGUAACAAGUGGUCUGCAAUUGCGGCUCGACUGCCUGGAAGGACAGACAACGAAAUAAAGAACUAUUGGAACACCCACAUCAGAAAAAGGUUGCUGAGAAUGGGAAUCGAUCCAGUAACCCACAAUCCGCGACUCGAUCUUCUGGAUUUGUCUUCAAUUCUUGGCUCGUCUCUCUACAGUUGCAAUAUUCCUUCUUCUCAGAUGAACAGUUUCUCAAGGUUGAUCGGAAUCCACAACUCAAUCAACCCGGAGCUUCUCAGAUUGGCCAACUCCUUCAUGAAAAGUCCAAAUUUUCUGCUACAAAAUGUUGAACAAGAAUCCCAAAACUACGUCGUAUCUCAGCUACAGUUAGUUCCACAAGUACCCCACCAAAUUGACCAAUCGUCCCCCCUCCCGCCGCUGCAUGAAGUUUCCGGUUGCAGCCCGUCCACCACUGCCACCUCUUGCGGCGGCGAAACCCAAUUGUUAGACCCAUCAAAUUUCCUCGACUUUAAUUACUCCCAAAACUACCCAAACCCUAACGAAAUUCCCUCAAAUCUGAACCAUUUUUCCUCUCUGGACUGUGCCCAGGUUCCAAAUUACGAUUUUGAAGAACCCCAUCAACAAUACAUGGACUACCCUUCCUCUGAAACCUCCACUCUGAACUCCAAUUCCACGUAUUUCAGUGCCAACAAUGGCAAUGGCACUGAUCAGGACGAGAGAGAAAGUUACUGCAGUGAAAUUUUGAAAUUUGAAAUCCCCGAUUUGUUGGAUGUUAAUCCCUUCAUGCAACUGUAAGGGCACCGAGUUUGUUUUCUUUUUUCCUCAGAUGAUAUCUUGUAAAAUUGCUUAUAAUUAAUUAAUUAUGAUUAUCCAUUUUCACGAUUAACCUUUCUGAAUUUGGAAGCAAAAUCUCACCUUCCCCUUCCCACGCUCUUGCAUGUCAAUC
Messenger RNA from Momordica charantia (bitter melon), 1304 nucleotides. RefSeq names its product transcription factor MYB41. The record is from RefSeq and is a predicted model, not a curated record. Lineage: Eukaryota; Viridiplantae; Streptophyta; Magnoliopsida; Cucurbitales; Cucurbitaceae.